Molecule: messenger RNA, 2454 nt
Organism: Daucus carota subsp. sativus
Lineage: Eukaryota; Viridiplantae; Streptophyta; Magnoliopsida; Apiales; Apiaceae
Product: E4 SUMO-protein ligase PIAL2
Exons: 17
Coding region: 109-2193 (694 amino acids)
Biological process (GO): protein sumoylation
Cellular component (GO): chromatin
Molecular function (GO): SUMO ligase activity; zinc ion binding
Source: RefSeq, a predicted model, not a curated record
AAAAAAAAAAAGGAGAAAAAAAUAGCCCAUGGAAAGUAAUAAAAUUCGGACCAGGCUUUAACCGCAAUAAAGAGUGUGUUGUUUGUGUGGGGACACUUUUGAGUGAAAAUGGAAGCUCCGAGAAGAAGCUCCGGUAAGAAUAGCGUGUCGUCGCAGCUAAUUGGGGCCGCCGUUGAUCUUUUAGCAUUGUAUAAUAACUCCGGUAAACUCAAUGAUCCUCGUCUUCUCAGCAAGCUUUGCAUUACUAUGACCAGAGGUAUUGAUCAUGCAAUUGCCAACAAUGAAGUUCCUAUUAAAUCACGUGAAUUGCCUACAUUAUUGCAGAAGAUUAAUGUAUGGAAGCAUGACCUAUCUGUUGUAAUACCUUUUAUGCUGCUCAUGAUGUCUGUCAAGAAUGCUUGUCAAAAUGGAUGGUUCCAGAAGAAAGAGACCGACGAUCUUCUUGCAUUGGCCAAUGAGGUCAAACGAUUCUUCUCCACCGAUGAUGUGUUACAAGGACCAUGUCAUGCUCUUCCCUCUAUUUCCCAGAUUUUGUCUAGAUAUUAUCCGAGGUUAAAGAUUGAGAAUACACUCUGUUUCACUGAGGUUAAGCCUGGAUAUAGAACCAUUGUGGCAGACUUCAACUUAUCACGUGGUGUGGUGGCUUCCAUGCGUGAAAUGAUAGGAAUGAUUGUAGUCCGGGUAGAUGCUAUAGAUACAUCAUCAUGCAUUAUCACUCCGCAGGAAGUGGACAUUUUGCUUAAUGGAAAAGGUGUUCUAGGAAGGAACAACACUUCCAUGGAACCUGUACCUCUGGUUCCAACAGAUGUGACUGCAAUGCUCAAAUAUGGAGUCAAUCUUCUACAGGCUAUUGGAAAUUUUAAUGGCCCUUAUAUUAUUGCCAUUGCCGUUAUGUGUGUGAUACCAACUUCUGGCACUCCCCAGUUGCAAGAUUAUGUUCAGCCUGUUGUUGCUUCUGGCGACACAGCAAGUACAGAUAUGGAGAUGGCAUUACAAACAUCACUAAAUUGCCCCAUAAGCAAAAAUCGGAUGAGAACUCCUAUUAAAGGGCAUCUCUGCAAACAUAUGCAGUGCUUUGACUAUGACAGUUACUUGAGUAUUAAUUCAAGAAGGCCUUGCUGGCGGUGCCCUCUUUGUGACGAGCCAGUGUCCUGUAUAGACAUACGCAUUGAUCAGAAUAUUGCCAAGGUCCUGAGGGAGGUGGAAGAGGAUACUGAUCAUGUACUUGUAUCUAAAGAUGGAUCCUGGAAGGUUGUAUCUGAGAUCAUCGAUCCAUCUUUUGGGUCAGCUAGCAAGACCCCGGAAUUUCGAGAGGAGAAGCAGAAUCAAAGCAACCCUAUAGGAAAGAAUCUAUCCAGAGACGAAAAUUAUAGUCAACAAAUUUCUCCUACCACAAAUGUUGAGCCCUCUAGAGUCAGUAUGCACCAAAAUACUAGUAACUCUAGUAGCUUGGCAGCUAACUGUACAAAUUUGAAUGACCAGGGCAAAAAAAAUUCAAGAGUCACGGGCACCAACUCCAAUGGCAUGUCUAUUGCUAUGUCUCCAAUUAUUGAUUGUAGAGGAUGCCAUUCACUUCAAAAGGACACAGAGCUAAGGAAACAAUCUUCUUGGUCUUGUAUCAACACUUCGAGCUCGGCUAACCCUUUAUCGGUGCAAGGUUCAGUGAGCCAGGUAAACAGCCUGCCUGUGCAGAACUCAAAUGCUUACAUUCUUCCCACAGUUGAGCAAAAUGGAUACUGCCAGAAUUCUCGAGAUACACAUACAUAUCAAAAUUCGAAGAACUCUAGUAACAAUGUUUGUGAAGCUGUUCAUGUUCAGCAGGUACAUUCUCAAAGAGAUGAUGAGAUUCAAGCUUCACUUAACACCCAUAAUAGACAACCAUCAGUUUUAGACACCUGCAGUAAGCAGUCGAGACCAGAAAGUGAGCAGAAACAGAAUAUGCACAGAGAAAAGAACCAAGUAUCUCAUGAAGGCGGGUUGGUGGAACUUCCAUCCGAGGGAUGGAGGCCUUCUGGAAGGAUGAGAGGAAGCCUCCAGGGUCAGGCUUAUGCAGAGGCAUAUCGCCGGUUCAUUAAGCAACCAACUCAACCUGUUGGAGCUUCUGAACUACCUUCCAGGUUAAUGGCAACUCUGUCUGUUGCUAAAAGCCAGCGUCCAAAUAUAAAAGCUUCUGCGCAAGCAACAAAUCAGUGAGGUUCUGACAAUGAAACAAAUCCUCCAGGAAGCUCAAAUGCUUUUCCCCAGACUAAGUCAACUGUAAAAGGCUGGUUCUCAAGAUUUAUGUUUGUAUUUUAUCAAAGGAUAAAUCUUUAUGGCCAUUCUGAGCACUAUCCUUUAUUACAUCAAGUCUGGAAAUGGAGAAAUUGUUGUUGUCGGAGAUGCUUCCCGUUAAUAUAUUAAAUAUGUUAUGUACAGUAUAUAUUAGUCUAAUAUGAAAAUGAAAGAUCAUGGCAA